AUGGAAGACAUCAGAGGUCCAUUCAAGGGGAUAAUCAAAGACAUCAAGGGAAGAAGGACAUGUUACAAGGAAGAUUGGGUCAGUGGAUUUUGCUCAGGCUUUAGGAUAUUAGCUCCGACUGCCUAUAUCUUCUUUGCUUCCGCUCUUCCUGUCAUUGCCUUUGGAGAGCAAUUGAGUCGAGAUACAGAUGGCACUCUCAGCACGGUGGAAACGUUGGCUUCUACAGCUAUUUGUGGAAUCAUUCACUCCAUUUUUGGUGGGCAGCCUCUGUUGAUAGUAGGUGUUGCAGAGCCAACAGUUAUAAUGUACACUUAUUUGUACACUUUCAGCAUCGGAAGGCCAGAGUUGGGCAAGGAACUCUUUUUGCCUUGGACUUCUUGGGUCUGUGUAUGGACUGCUCUGCUGCUCAUUCUUCUUGCUAUAUUCGAUGCAUGCACCAUAAUCACCAGAUUUACUAGAAUUGCAGGAGAGCUUUUUGGCAUGUUGAUAACUGUUCUUUUCCUCCAAGAGGCUGUUAAGGGAGUUAUCAGUGAAUUUAGUAUACCCAAAGGUGAAAAUCCUAAGUUGGAGAACUAUCAGUUCACCUGGCUAUAUACAAAUGGGUUGCUGGCAGUCAUUUUCUCCUUUGGGGUUCUAUUAACCGCCCUAAAGACACGAAAGGCAAGAUCAUGGCGUUAUGGAACAGGUUGGCUUCGAAGUUUUAUUGCAGACUAUGGGGUUCCCCUAAUGGUCUUGUGUUGGACAGCAUUGUCUUACUUAAUACCUGGACAAGUCAUUUCUGGGGUUCCCAGGAGGCUGCUCUGUCCACUUCUUUGGGAACCUGCAUCAUUAUAUCAUUGGACAGUGAUAAAGGAUAUGGGAAAGGUUCCAAUUAUGUACAUCUUGGCUGCCUUUAUACCAGCAUUGAUGAUAGCAGGUCUAUACUUCUUCGAUCACAGCGUCGCUUCACAGAUGGCACAGCAAAAAGAGUUUAACCUCAAAAAACCCUCUGCUUACCACUAUGAUAUCUUGUUGCUCGGAGCUAUGACUUUGAUUUGUGGGUUGCUGGGACUUCCUCCUUCAAAUGGUGUCCUUCCACAAUCUCCCAUGCACACUAAGAGUCUUGCGGUUCUCAAGAGGCAGUUAAUUCGGAAAAAAAUGGUAAAAAGUGCCAAGGAGGGCAUGUUGCAACAAGCAAGCAACUCAGAAAUAUAUGGCAGAAUGCAAGCCGUGUUUAUAGAAAUGGAUGCAUCUCCUGCUCAUAUUUCAGUGGACAAAGAGUUGAAGAACUUGAAAGAGGCUGUGAUGAAAGGUGAUGAUGGGAAGGAUGCAAAAGAAAAUUUUGAUCCUGAUAGACAUAUUGAUGCUUUUUUGCCUGUUAGAGUUAAUGAGCAAAGAAUGAGCAACCUGUUACAGUCAUUCCUUGUGGGAAUUUCAAUGUGUGUUCUGCCUGUAAUAAAAAUGAUUCCUACCUCGGUACUCUGGGGAUAUUUUGCCUAUAUGGCCAUUGACAGCCUCCCAGGGAGCCAGUUCUGGGAAAGGCUGUUGCUACUCUUCAUCACCCCUAGCAGGCGUUACAAAGUCCUGGAAGGUGCUCAUGCAUCAUUUGUAGAGUUGGUACCUUUCAAGUCCAUUUUGAUAUUUACACUCUUCCAAUUUGUAUAUCUUCUGGUAUGUUUUGGGGUGACAUGGAUACCUAUAGCUGGAAUACUGUUUCCACUACCGUUCUUCCUUCUGAUCAGCAUCAGACAGCACAUCCUUCCAAAGCUUUUCCAGCCUGAACAUCUUCAGGAACUAGAUGCUGCUGAGUAUGAAGAAUUUGCUGGUACACCAAGAAGAAACUUUAGUACAACACUCAAGGAAAGGGGACCACCUGAUUUUGGCAGUGAAGAGACUGAAGAUGACUUUUAUGAUGCUGAGAUAUUGGAUGAGAUGACAACCAACAGAGGAGAGCUGAGGCUUAGAACUGUAAGCACCAAGGAAGAAAGGUCAUAUCAGGUUCAUCCAGAAUAAUAUGCCCGAACUCAUUGCAAGCAACAUUAGUAUUUAGCGUAUGAUGAGCCUGCUAUGAUGAGGAUUGCUAAGUCCAGAUUAUAAUUAUUGGCCGGAUUGAAGAAAUAAUCAUGAUCUUUAGGAAAGAAUGUCUGGGAAU
Molecule: messenger RNA, 2131 nt
Organism: Durio zibethinus
Lineage: Eukaryota; Viridiplantae; Streptophyta; Magnoliopsida; Malvales; Malvaceae
Product: putative boron transporter 6
Biological process (GO): monoatomic anion transport; monoatomic ion homeostasis; transmembrane transport
Cellular component (GO): plasma membrane
Molecular function (GO): solute:inorganic anion antiporter activity
Source: RefSeq, a predicted model, not a curated record